AUGGAAACUUUUUGGACUUUGAUUGUUGCUCUUUUCAUCUCAGCCGCUGCAUUUCAGUCCGGUGUAGUACAUGCAACAUUCCCAAAAAGUGUGUAUUUCAACUGGGGUGCUCAGCAUUCUACUAUGAAUGGCGAAGAUCUUCAGCUCGUGCUGGAUACGACAUCAGGUUCUGGCAUUCAGACAAAGAGAUCAUUCCUAUUUGGAAGCAUCGAGAUGCUGAUCAAGUUGGUGCCAGGGAAUUCAGCUGGAACUGUCACAGCUUACUAUCUGUCCUCUCCCGGCGACAAGCAUGAUGAGAUUGACUUUGAGUUCUUAGGGAACUCAUCAGGACAGCCUUAUGUUGUCCACACUAACAUAUACACUCAAGGAGUUGGAAACAAAGAGCAGCAGUUCUACUUGUGGUUCGACCCAACAGCCGAUUAUCACAACUACACUAUACAUUGGAACCCAAGUGCAAUAGUGUGGUACAUCGAUAAUGUGCCAAUUCGCGUAUUUAGAAACUACAACAAUGAAGGAAUUGCUUACCCAAACCAACAAGGGAUGAGGGUUUACUCCAGUCUGUGGAACGCUGACAACUGGGCAACUCGAGGCGGCCUUGUGAAGAUUGAUUGGACUAGUGCACCUUUCAUAGCCAGAUUCCGUCACUUCAGAGCUAGAGCUUGCAAGUGGGAUGGAUCAUUUAGCACUGCGCAAUGCGCCUUUCCCUCCCCUGCCAACUGGUGGACCUCCCCUAUUCACAAGCAGUUGACUGCUGGUAAACAGGGUCAGAUGAAGUGGGCGAGAGAUAAUUACAUGAUCUAUGAUUACUGUAAAGAUGCAAAGCGAUUCAAUGGACAGAUGCCUCCUGAAUGUAGCAAGGCACAGUACUGAUGGAGAUCAUCAAUUGCAGCAGCCACCCACAAUUCCAAUUUUUCACCUGAGUGUCUUCAAUUUAUUAUAUACAGUCUUUAAAUCAAUUCAAUUAAAUUUCUUCCGUUCUUUCCCAAUUUGUUUUGACCUCCAUGGGAAUACACCUAUCUUCCUUCUUUCCCUUUUUUA
Molecule: messenger RNA, 1038 nt
Organism: Daucus carota subsp. sativus
Lineage: Eukaryota; Viridiplantae; Streptophyta; Magnoliopsida; Apiales; Apiaceae
Product: probable xyloglucan endotransglucosylase/hydrolase protein 26
Exons: 4
Coding region: 1-870 (289 amino acids)
Biological process (GO): xyloglucan metabolic process; cell wall biogenesis
Cellular component (GO): cell wall; apoplast
Molecular function (GO): xyloglucan:xyloglucosyl transferase activity; hydrolase activity, hydrolyzing O-glycosyl compounds
Source: RefSeq, a predicted model, not a curated record